Messenger RNA from Myzus persicae (green peach aphid), 2687 nucleotides. Its product is annotated as proline-, glutamic acid- and leucine-rich protein 1-like. The record is from RefSeq and is a predicted model, not a curated record. Gene Ontology annotation, cellular component: nucleus. Gene Ontology annotation, biological process: rRNA processing. The coding region runs from base 132 to 2267 and encodes 711 amino acids. The transcript has 12 exons. NCBI's taxonomy places the organism in Eukaryota, Metazoa, Arthropoda, Insecta, Hemiptera, Aphididae.
GCAACCAUAACUAAAAUAUUAAAUAACCAUGUGGCCAUGUGGGCAUGUGGGAUUUGAUACUUGUCGGUUCGUCAAUUUGAGUCUUAAAUUUAUCUCAAAUCACAAUUCAGUAUUCACAGUAAUUGCACAAAAUGAAUUCUCAAAUCGCAACGUUAAAGGCCGAUGAAGCAGUUAACUGGUUUCAGAAACGUUUGAAAAAUGCUGUUAGUUAUGGACUUUCUUCUGAAGAAUGCAAUACAUUUGAAAUUUUUAUUACAUCAACUUUAGCUGAUGUUGACAUAAAAAAGCAGACAAUCAAUAUAGUACUUCCUACAUUUUUUGAAAACUUAAUAUCGAGGAAAGUCAAUAAAUCUACUAUAGAUGCACAAGCAACUAUAAUAAGAUUGUUUAUUAAAUACUAUGGAGGAACAUGCAAUCAAUUCAAGAAUGCAUUGGAUAAAUUUACAACUAAAGCACUAAGCGAAUGUUUUAACGAUGAUAAUAUUGUUUUAAAAGUGACAAAAUAUCUUGCUUUAUAUCCUCAAUGUGGUGGUCGUGGACAACAAGGUAUUCAUCAUGCUGAAGCUUGGACUAGUCAAUUUAAUGAUUAUUUAUACUCUGCCAAUUAUUUUUUGAACCAACUAUAUACUAAUGUUAAUUUCUUCUUUGGAACGGAUGUGACUGAUAAAUAUGAAGGAAAAUUUGAUUUGUCAAUUUUUAAACUAUCUGAACUUGGGCAAAUGACUCCUAAAGAACGUUAUGAAAAGUUGACAUCAUUAUUUAUAUUUUUCAAUACAGCAAUUCAAUCAAUGUUGUUGUCCAUGUUUUCUACUGUCAAACAUCUUGAUCCUAACAAAGUUAUUCAAUUUGCUCAAGAUACUUUAUCAGUUACUUCAGAAAAACUUAAAGAUACAAUGAUUACGGAAGAUGUAAUUGCAUUGGAUUCUGUUUUAUGGAAAUUACACUCUUCUGCCAUCAAAACUAUUUCAGCUCUCAUUAAAUGUUGUGGAAGGGUUUUAAUACCUCAAGGAAUAUCAAUUUGUCGUAUUUUAUUACAAUCCUUAAACAUGACACAUUUUAAUUCAUCAAAUGCACAAUAUGGUACAACUAGAUCUAAAUUGCAACAGCGUGUGCUUACAUAUCAAGUUAUAUGCUCGUGGCUAGCUGUAGCUGGGUCCCAGAGUUCACUCCAAUUGUUCAGUGAAAGCCUUACCUCUGGUAUUUUAUUUGAUAUCAAAUUUGAUAAACCAUCUCUAAAUUUAGUUGUUGACAAACAAACAGGUAACAAAAAAAGAAAGAGUGGUGCUCUAAAUCAAAAAAUUAUAAAUCAACGUGAUACAAUUGUUAUGCAUGAUUAUCUUGCGAAUAAAUCUGUGUGUAAUGAAGCCCAUAAAACACUUCAAUUAUUUUUAAAUACCUUGUCUUCAAAUUUGAAAAUUCUACAAUUCAAAAUUUUUCAAAGUACAAUUAUGGGAUUGCUAUUAGAAAUUAUUAAGUGUCAACGCCCAAAUGAUUAUCCUCUACCGUACUAUGACGAUUUAUGUCGACUUAACUUGUACAAAUCAUUAUUAGCUUUGAUUAUAUCACCACAUCCACAAGCUAUUACACAUACAUCUGUAGCAUUACGUGUUUUUACUUUUGGUACAACUGAUCGUAAUGAAAAAGUAAAAGAAGUUUGCAGAUCAUCAUUAAGCAAACUUGAACAUAUUAUCCGCCCACGUAACGAUACUCUAUUUUUCCCCCUUGAAAAUGAUAUAGAAAUUCCACCAUGUGCUCAAAGUACUAUACCAGAAAACAAAACUCAUUUUUUGCAAGAAAUAGUUGAAGAAUCUACUGUACCCGUUCAAGUAAAAGAAUUAAAAAAUGUUAAUACUGAAAAUAUUCAGCCAAAUGGAACUCCACCAUCUACUCAAAGCAUAUCAGAGAACAAAACACAAAUAAUUAAUAAAAUAGUUGAAGACUCUACUAUACCCAUUAAAUCAAGAGAAGUUAAAAUUAUUAAUACUGAGAAUGUCCAACCAAAUACAAUUCCAAAAUCUGUCCAAACCACUAUCCCAGAAAACAAAACUAAUGUUUUCAAUAAAAUCGUUAAAGAUUCAACUUUACCCAUUAAAGUAAAAGAAUUAAACAACGGGAAUACCGAAAAUGUUCAGCCAAAUACUGUAAUAGAGUCUAUGGAUGCUGAUAAUAGUAUGGAUUCAAGCACUGUUGACGAAUCAUUAAUAAACAAUGAUUUGGAGGAUGAAAAUUAUACAGAUAUGCUGAACGAUUUUAUAGACAGUGAUUAACAAUGUAAACAUAACUUUUAUAAGACUCAAAAUAAAUUUAAAUAUUUUAUAAUUGGCAUUUGAAAAUACAAUAUCAUACCUUAAAUACAAAUAUACAUGUUAUACCUACAUAACGAACAAGCACAAACAUUGCUUUUUGGCGGUUUUCAUUAUCUCGUUCUAUUUGACAUUUAAUAUUUUAAAGUUUUAUUUUAUUUUUAUUUGUAUAUCAGUAAUAAAAAUAUUUAGUUAAAUUAAACAUUUUGUUAAAUGGAAGUUUCACUGUAUUUCAAAUUAAUAAUAUAAAUGUAUUCUUGAUAAUCUUGGCCCUUUCAGUAAUCAACCAAGAUUAAAAAAUCACCAUCAGCUAAUUCAAUUUAUCUUCCAAUAGUAUUUACUAUUUUUGUAAUUUCUAACCAAAAUACAUUUAUUGGUGAUAUA